GAAUGAAAAGCGGAUUGGAAGCAGACGGAGUACACCUUGCGCCAUCAAUCAAUAUUGUUCUAGCCGGAAGGAUUCCUGUACAUUUUACGACAAACCGGUAGCAAUGUGUUUGUCUUUGAUACUGGAUAAUUGGCUAUUGGUUGAUGAUUGUUCCAGUCCGGUGUGCAGAAGGACAUCAGGUGAAAGUUGGAAUUCUUGCUGGGAGAGCAAAACCAGUCGCCGAACAAACCGGUCUCUGCAAUCAUCAUGUACUUUGUUUUGGUUUUAGUCACCUUUUCUGUUGCUUUAGCUGAGGAUUUUGCAAGGCCUCAUGACUUCAUGGCCAAAGAGCAUGGCCAGGAGUUGUUUGAGAAUGCUAUCUACAGUUUUGGUCAAGAUAGGRAUGAGUUCCUUCGUCAAGGGUUAGGGAGACUAAGUGACGGACGAUCGUCACCUGCGACAUCCCGCAGAUGGUCACGAGAACUUUCACCGUUUGCACGACAGAGUCAAAUUGCGGCUAUUAAAGCCAAUACUUUACGAUUGGUAAUACCURAGCAUCUACCCUCCAAUAAUGGGACCGGUCGAGUCGAGGUGUACCAUAACAGCGAGUGGGGAACAAUAUGCGAUAAAGACUGGGACCUUGAUGAUGCACAGGUUGUAUGCAAUGAAUUGAACAUGCUCAAAGCUAUUCAYGAGACGAGAAAAGCCAAGUACGGCGAGGGAACUGGUCCCAUAUGGUUGAGUGGUAUGCAGUGUAAUGGUGAUGAGAAAUCCUUGUACCAAUGUAAGCACAAAGGGUGGGGACAGAUASGGGGUUGUACCCACAAGGAUGACGCUGGAGUUAAGUGUCUUCACACAGCUGUACCUGUGAUGGUUGAAAUUGGAUGCUACAAAGACAAACAAGAACCUAAUCGGGCUCUUCGACACCUCAUCGCCAAUCUACGAGAUGAAAUCGAUUGGUACAAUGUACGAAGUAUGGUGACGAAGUGCGGCGAGCGUGCGCACGAGAAAGGAUACAAAUACUUCGGAAUUCAGUUUUAUGGAGAGUGUUGGGCUGAUAAUGAAGCUGAAACCCGAUAUGAUAUGUAUGGAAAAGCCGAUCCAACUGAUGAAAAACAAAAAUGCUUUGAAGGUGUUGGUAUGCAUUAUGCAAACUUUGUCUAUAGGUUCGCACCAUGGAGGGACUUGGGAUGUUGGAGAGACGUCGUUGCACAACGAGCUAUGCCAAAAUUGCUUGUCAAUCUACGCUUAAAGAUUGAUUGGUUUAAUAUCGACCGUACAGUGUAUGAAUGCUAUCAGACAGCAAAACAAGCUGGUUACAAGUACUUUGCUUUGCAGUUUUACGGUGAAUGUUGGGUGUCUAAMGACGACAGUGUCUAUAGCGUACAUGGACCAAGUACAAACUGCUGGAACGGCGUUGGAGGACAGAUCACAAACUACGUCUACCAGGUGGCAGAAUGAAUACACAACGAUUAAAUGAACGUAUAGUUAUAUAACGUGUACACUUUGUGUCACUCAUACAUUGGUAGACUUCACUAAUGAAAUAAAAAACUUAUCCAACGAAAAUAUCUCACAUAUAUWUGCUAAAAC
Molecule: messenger RNA, 1569 nt
Organism: Exaiptasia diaphana
Lineage: Eukaryota; Metazoa; Cnidaria; Anthozoa; Actiniaria; Aiptasiidae
Product: lysyl oxidase homolog 2A
Exons: 8
Coding region: 247-1440 (397 amino acids)
Cellular component (GO): membrane
Source: RefSeq, a predicted model, not a curated record